AUGUCUGCUAUUGAGAUGAUGGAUCCGAAAAUGGAUGCUGGAAUGCUCUGCAAUCGAGGAAAUCCAAAACCAUUAAAUUUUCAACAAGCGGUCGCUUGUGGUAAAUUAAAAAUAGAUGAACUUGAGCCCCAUGAACUUAUAGGCAUCAUAGAUGCAACAAUGGCUUGCAUUGUCUCUUGGUUGGAAGGUCACUCGCUUGCACAGACUGUUUUUACCAAUCUAUACUUGCACCAACCUCAUUCAGUAAUAAACAAAACUCUUAAAGCAUACUGUAUUGCAGUCUAUAAGCUUUUGGACUGCAUAAGAGAAUGCAUCAAUAAAGCUCAAGUUUUUGAAGAAGAAGAUUUUUUGCCGAUGGGAUAUGGAUAUCGCCUUGGCUCAAAUCCACAAUCAGGAAAUACAUAUGACGCUAGUUUGGAGGUUAGCGAACAAAAAUGUGUUGCAUUGCUAAGGGAACAAGAAGAGGAACUCAACAAGAAAGCCAAAAGUUUUGAUGACGAAACAAACAAUCUAUGGACAGCAUUGGCAGCUAGGAUUCGCUUCACACGGAUGUUCUAUCAAGCUCUCUUGCUAAUAACAAAAAGAGAUUCACAAUCCAGCGCAGAUUGUGUGGCUUUACUAAACGGUUGCUCUGAAAUGAUGAAGGUUAUUAUCAAGACCUCAGGGAAAGGCACACAACCAGUGGAGAACUCGGAUUCCCCUAACCCGAUGGGCUUCGAGCCGAUGAUCAACCAGCGGCUGCUGCCGCCCACGUUCCCCCGCUACACGCGGAUCAAGCCCCGCCACGAGGCGCUGCAGUACUUCGACGAGCUGGUCGCCAGGCUGAGGCACGCGUGGAAGAUCACAUCCUGCACCAACUUCCACGUAGCGCUGGACUUCUUCAUGGAGUUUAGUCGUCAGCGGGCCUGCAUUCUGUCGAGAUCGGCCCUACAGUUGCUCUAUUUGAGCCCGUCGCCGGCCACCACGGCGUCUUUGGCACAGAGCGCUAUAAACAUGCCCCCCGGACAGACUCGGCCCGCUCACCCCUUCGUGGAGAUACUAAGGGAGUCGAUCAGAAGCUUCGUCAACCCACCCGCACUCACCCCAAAGUCCCCGGCGGCGUCAUCUCCACAGGCUCGCGAGUUCGUGGAGAAUUUCCUGUUGCGCUGCGUCCGUCCGUUCGCGGUGCUGGUGCAGGUGUGCGGGUACAAUCGGGCGCGGCAACGUGACAAGCUCGCCUUGUUGUUGGACGAGUUCGCAGCACUACAGGAGGAGGCGGAGAGCGUGGACGCUUUAGUGGGGGGCGGGUGCGGCGGGGGGGCGCCGCGGGCGUGCUUCGGCACGUGGGUGCUGUACCACGUGCUGAGGGUCAUGAUCGCCUACCUCCUCGCCGGCCUGGAGCUCGAGCUGUACAGCGUGCACGAGUACCACUACAUAUUCUGGUAUCUGUACGAGUUUCUGUACGGCUGGCUGCUGUCGGCGUUGGGCCGCGCGGAGGGCCUCGCCGGCGAGGCGGCGCGCCGCGACUCCAGGCGCAGCGCCGCGCGGAAGCAGAAGAGGCGCACGCGGCCGUACGCGCGCGAGGCGCUCAUGUGCCAGGUGCUGCAGAACAUGUGCGGCGGAUACUACAAGGCUAUGGUGGCGUUCAAACUGCAAGGAAAGAUCCGUCAGCCGGACUCUGAGUUCGACAACGAGGCGGUGCGAUACAAGUAUCGCUUCGCCCCCCUCUCAGUCCUCACCCCCCCGCAAGUUCACUACCACGAGUUCUGCGAGAUGACUCAGCCAGCGAAGUACGAGAACCCUGUGAUGCAUUAUUUGGGCGGCUGCAAGCAUUUUCAGCAGGCUCGAACUCUUUUAGAAACUAUCACAGCCCCCGACCAGGAGGUGACCGAUCUCCUGAAAGUGGCCAAAACGAAUUUUGUAGUUUUAAAAGUUUUGGCAGGCGGACAUAAGCGGGAGUCCACAACGCCACCGGAAUUCGACUUCUCUGUACAUAGGAAUUUUCCUAUAAUUAAACUAGUC
This is a messenger RNA of Iphiclides podalirius (scarce swallowtail), 2001 nucleotides long. The record is from the annotation of a GenBank genome assembly. NCBI's taxonomy places the organism in Eukaryota, Metazoa, Arthropoda, Insecta, Lepidoptera, Papilionidae.